Messenger RNA from Myxocyprinus asiaticus (Chinese sucker), 8298 nucleotides. It is a transcript of the gene tacr1a, whose product is annotated as tachykinin receptor 1a. Gene Ontology annotation, cellular component: sperm midpiece; plasma membrane. The record is from RefSeq and is a predicted model, not a curated record. The coding region runs from base 237 to 1517 and encodes 426 amino acids. Gene Ontology annotation, biological process: positive regulation of flagellated sperm motility; G protein-coupled receptor signaling pathway. Gene Ontology annotation, molecular function: substance P receptor activity. The transcript is spliced from 5 exons. Lineage: Eukaryota; Metazoa; Chordata; Actinopteri; Cypriniformes; Catostomidae.
UGAAGGAGCAAGCUGUUGCGGUCUGUUCUCCUGCUUUCUUUAAAGGAACACAGGACACUGCCCUCCUUAUCACAGAAUACAACUUCGGAAUACAAAUCGGAACUCUUUUUUUGUGCUAAAACCCAUUUUUUUUUUUCCAUAAGAAAAUAUCGUAGAUAGAACAUUAAUGCCACAUCCUACCAAAUAGCCUUAAACAUUUAAAUAUAUAUAUAUAUAUUUAUUUAAUUAUCAGUAGAAUGGAUCCGCUCAUCACUUCCACUGAGUUUCCAAGUAAUUGGACAAACGACUCCACCGCACAGAAUAAAACCGAGAUAUACUGGAACCAGUUUGUGCAACCAGUUUGGAGGAUAGUGCUCUGGGCAGUAGCUUACAGCACAAUUGUCAUCGUGUCCGUGGUGGGCAACAUCACAGUGAUAUGGAUCAUUUUGGCGCACAAACGCAUGCGAACAGUGACGAACUAUUUCCUCGUGAACUUGGCUUUCGCUGAAGCGUCGAUGUCCGCAUUUAACACGGUUAUAAAUUUUGUGUACGCCGUGCAUAAUGAGUGGUAUUUUGGGCUCUAUUACUGCCGAUUUCACAACUUCUUUCCCAUAGCAGCUGUCUUCGCGAGUAUAUGUUCCAUGACUGCGAUUGCACUAGACAGAUAUAUGGCCAUUAUCCAUCCUCUGCAGCAGAGGAUGUCUGCGACUCAGACGAAAGUGGUCAUCGGGGUGAUCUGGGUGCUGGCUCUUCUGCUGGCUUUUCCCCAGUACUACUACUCCAACACAGACCAACUGCCUGGAAGGGUUAUUUGCUACAUCGACUGGCCUGAGUACACUCUCCUGAACUUCAGUAAGAUGUACUAUGUGUGUGUAGCAGUGCUGAUUUACUUCCUCCCUCUCUUGGUGAUGGGCUGUGCUUAUCUGGUGGUGGGUUUGACUCUUUGGGCCAGUGAGAUCCCAGGAGAUUCAUCUGACCGUUACCAAGAGCAGCUGGCUGCCAAACGCAAGGUGGUGAAGAUGAUGAUUGUUGUGGUGUGUACCUUCGCUGUUUGCUGGCUUCCCUAUCAUGUGUUUUUCCUGAUUCACCAGUUCUACCCAAACCUGUCUGAGCAUCCCUUCAUGCAGCAGGUCUAUCUGACUAUCAUGUGGCUGGCAAUGAGCUCCACUAUGUACAAUCCCAUUAUCUACUGCUGCCUUAAUGACAGGUUCCGGGCCGGGUUCAAGCAAGCAUUCCACUGUUGUCCAUGCGUUCCAGAGGGAUCCUGUGAGGGUCUAGAGCUCAAGUCCACCCGGUACCAUCAAACCCAAUCUAGUUUGUACAGGGCCAGUCGAAUGGAGACCACGGUGUCCUGUGUGAUGCAGCCAUGUGGAGAUGGGCAGAAGGUCACGUUCGGGAGCAUCAGAGGGGCGCCUGGGAGGCCGGCAGUUCACAGCCCUUUAAGAGAGCUCACCUCUAAUGGCUCGACCACUCGUAGCAUGUCUAAGACAUUGUCGGAGACGUCCAGCUUUUACUCCACUAACAAUCAACUAGAAUAGGAGCCCAGAAACACAAGAUACCUGUUUGAGGAGAAAAGCCACCAUCUUAUUCCGAGAUGCAAUCUUUUGAUAAAUCCACAAAAAUUCUCCCCCAGUGUAAAUCUCUGGAUUACCUUGAGCAGUGUGUGAAUGCGUGUGUUUGUGCAUUUUUAGCUGGUAUUAUAGCUGUUAAAGGAGUAGUUCACACAAAAAUGAACUGUUUGAUCCAGUCAAGAAAACAGGUCUGAAGGAUUCGUUGACGAAUCGGACUGAUCUGGUUCUCGAAUUCCACUCACUGACUCACUUGGUAAACAGCUUCCUGGAGCGGAAGAUUAUCUGUAAAUAAUGACUUAAAUUUCAACUUUUAUUACUUCACAAAACAUGGAAUAUGCAGUAGUUCAAGUCAUACUUUAUGGACAACUUUAAUGUUGCUUUUAUGAUACUUUUGAAUAAUUUUUGAAGAUUAGAAGCCUUAGUUCUCAUUCAUUGUAGUCGCAUAAAAAAGUUUAAAAUACUCUUCUUGUGUUCCACGGAAGAAAGUCAUACAGACUGGGAACGACAUGAGAGUGAGUAUUGAUGACAGGAUUCACUUUUUGGGUGAACUAAUCCUUUAAGUUUUUUAGCUAGUUAUGGGCAUAAAGUGUUUCUCAUUUCAAAAUGCUCUGAAAGGUUCAGCUUUCAUUCUUGUCGCACUCUAUUCAUUAUGAGGAUGCUAAUUCUGAUUGGGGGAGCAUUUACAUAGAUUUUCUUGGCAAAGGCUUUCUUACCAAAUUGAUGUAAAUGAUGUAAACAUAUUGUACUGUGAUGACUUAGUCUAUUAUUAGGCCUGAUUUAUUGAUCCUGCAAUCACUGAAGAUAUUUCAAAAGUUUACAUAAAUGGACAUGUGACACAGUGGAACAAUGAGUCACUAUAUGGAGAUUGAAUUUGACCAUGUAUAUUGGUCUCUCAUCUUGCUAUCAACAAAACAACUGUGUGUAUUCCAAAAUGUUGGGAGUGUAGUGGAAUAAGGUGACAAAUAUCUCAACUGUUAAUACCACUUUUGAUCACCAUUGCAGCUUUUUUGUGUAACAAUGCCCUCAAAGAUGACCCACCUGACUCAAAUGAUAUCUCAGCAUAUGUUCUUGGUUGUUGUUUCUUCAGUAGCUAAUGUAGGUGUGGAGAUUUUUUGCACACUUCAUAGCAAUUUUCUUGGAAAAACACAUUCAGCCUUCAAAAGCUCUUAACUAAGACUCAAUAACAACAUGGAGGGCAGAGUUUAUGUUAUUGAAAAUGUCUUUAGUAGCUUCAUGGCCAGAUAGAGCAGUGAUCCAGCAUGUGAAAUGAGCAUGAACAAUUUAAUUUGCCAAUAUCAUCACCUUGCAGCUCCACUGGCAGAUAUACAGGACAAUUUAAAAUUUUCACUUUUCAAGGUGUGCCUGGAAACAUUAAUGCAUGCUGGUCAAAGUUCUGAAUGCCUUUUGCCCUGAUUCUGUGCUGCUCUGAAGAAUAGAUUUGUGUCUGAAAAAAAAAAAAAAGUGAUGUGCAGGGAAUUUUGGUACUAGGGAUAUUUUCUGUCUCUUCUGUCUGUCUCUUUUUCGUUCUCUCUCUCUCACUGACAUAAAAGGGUUAGUUCAACCAAAAAUGAAAAUUCUCUCAUUACCUCAUUUUGUUCCAUGCCUGGAUGACUUUUUUUAUUCACAAUCAUAAAAUAUGCAUUGUUGGGUGUGAUCUGAUCACAAAGUAAUUAGCUACUAUAAAAUAAUUACUUUUAGCCAAAAGUAGUGUAACACAUUACAUUUUAAAUUCUUGUUAUCAGAUUACAGUUACUGACUUUCAGUUAACUUAAUUAAUUUUAAGUACAUUACUUGGGUUACACAUUUCAUAAAUAAUAGUUUUGUAAAAUAAAUUUCAGACAUGAAUUAUGUUCAUAUGUACAUCUGUUUGUUUUUCUGUUACAGCUGAAGUGGCAACGACAAUGAACAAGGAGGAAAUAUAGACAUUAUUUUUAAUUUGUUGAGUAGAAAAAUACAAUACCAUUAUGUAAUCAGGAAAAAAAAUCUGAUUACAAUGAAAGAGAAUUAAAGUAACUGGUAAUUUGUAGUAAACUACUAUUUAUAAGUAACUUACCCAACACUGAAAAUAUGUAAUGAAAGCAAAUGGUGACAGAAGGUGCCAUUCUCAUUUUGCCUUUUGGGUUCUGCUGAAGAAAGAAUGAAUUUUCAUUUUUGGGUUAAUAAUCCCUUUAAUUCUCUUAACAGUGAAGUGUGUAAUUUAUCAUCAGUAUUUUCAAACAGCUAUCCCCAAUCCUGCCUCAAACUCACGUGGUUGGUGGAUUGAACCCAGUAUGUACACUUUUUAUAGUUGACUGCAUAUUAAGCCGUGAUAGGAAAAAGUAAUUUAACAUCGAAAAAAGUACACACUUCAGCUUUAAUUCAGUUGUUAUUCAUAUAGUAUAGGCAUUCACACACACGCAAAUACAUAUCCCCCUCACACUGGACAAGGCCAGAGUAAAAUUAGCUCUUCAGGUGCCUCCCACAUACCAAUGAGUUUGUUUGGACAUUUACAAACCUGGAUACAGUCAAAGCAAUAUGAUACUAAGGUACACAGGAUUGUGGGACAAAAGAGGUGAUGAGGGGUGAGGGAUAUAUAAAAGUUAAGGGAAGCUAUUUGGAUUUGGGGGGAGAGGGUGAACACGUGCUGCUGAUUUUGACAGGGAUGAGUGAACGUGGUGUCCAUUUUCCAAGGAGCAUUCCGUUCUGUCUCGCUGUUGCAUGUUUAAAACAGACCAACUCUCCAGAGAGUUUUUGUGUGCCUGCGCUUUGUGCUUUCAUUGUUGUGCUGUGAGUGGAUAUGAAGGUGACAGCAUGCUUGUUAUGGUGCAAUAUGUUCAGAAUAUUUUGGACGGUAAAUGACUGUGAUCUGCGUGUGCCUGAUUGUUUGGCAGGUGCUGACAGCUCAUUCCCACUGUAAAUGAAUCACACUCUGCUCCAGAUCUUUUCAGAGAUUCAAAAACAUUUUUAACACAUCAGCCAUACUUUUGCACAAUUGCAACUGCCUUCACACACUCUAUAUAUGGGUAGUUGACAUUAAAUAUUUUUGGAAAGUUGAUGCCUCAUGGGGCAACAUGCUAAACUCAUUUUGAAAUUUAUUUAAAUCUCCCAUGUAGAUUUUCUAAGGAUGAGUCUAUGUACACAUGCAUCAGACGGAUGCUUCUGGAGCAUCUCACUUUGGAUGCCUUGCAUCCUAAACACAGCGUUUUUAGGACACUGUGUCAAGUUAAAAGUAGUUUGACACUUAGAAAAACACAUCUCAAGACCCCUGAAUUUGGAGUUGUGCUUUGUCCAGCUGUGUUUGAAUGCAAGAACAGCAUCAUCAUCUUGUGCUGUCAGUAAGUGUGGUUAGUUGUCUGUACAGUUGGGUGUUUCCUGUACUGAUGGAGUUGUAUUUACUAUCCCCUGCUGACUGCAACUCGUAAAAAAAAUAAAGGUGAACUAUCCUGAUAACGUCGGGGGCAUGGUUUAUUGCGUAUAUUUUUUAACGCGUUAUUUGUAUAUAAUUAAUCACACUGAAUUAACUUAAAUCGUCAGUACUAAUUUAAAUACAUUUUUAUCUAAAAGUUCUUGGACACGUUAUACUGUAUGUCACCUACCCAUACAUCUCCCUUUCUCUCCUUUCACUGGCAUCAAGUCUGUCUGAUCAUCACACUCCAUACCUAUUUGCUCUUCUUAUCCCUUUAAGAUGAAGGUGAAAGUAAAGAAAGGUGAUCACAUACACAUUUUUUUUUAGAACUGAGUAAUGAAGGUUUUGAUUGUCUGCCAGCUCGGGUUUGCAGAACCUCUGUGGACUGUGUUUGUGUAUGUGUGUGAGAGCACAGGAGGAUUUGCUCUUCUCAGCUCUAUCUCCCUAUAAUCAGAGUAAUUACCCAAGAGAGGAAAGCACAGAGGGGAGGACAACAGCUGUGUAUGCAAGCAUUUAGUCACAUACUUAUCCACCCUCCAGCAUUCUUCACAAGUCUCCCCAGGCCAUUUUGCAUUGCUUCUUAAUUUUACUAAAAUUUAUUUUUAAUGUCUUCACGCACACAUCUACAGUCAGAGUAAUUGUGUGUGUGUUUAGACAUACUUCUACAUGAGUCCAGCUGGUAGAGUUCAUCAGUUAUUCAGACAGUAAGACAUGCUUUGAUUUCUGGCCAGCACAGGAGGCCUCACAGUGGUGUACUGCUGGUUUCGCUGACUUGAAAUCUCCUAUAACACUCAGAUCAUUUCAUAUUCUAAUGAAAAAAACAAACAAACAAACAAAAAAAACUGGAAAUACUUUCAUUAGCAUUAAUGGGUUAUAAUGUGGUCAGUCAAGGUUUCUUGCACUAAAAAUAUCAUAAUUCAGUUUUUUAUGACCAUUUUCCACUCUCUCACUCUCUCUCUGAUUCUCUCUGCAGAAUUUAAUGGCCGUUUUAUGCUGUUGUCUGCUAAGGUUAAGGUCAGAUUUAAAUGAUCAGGGACCUUGGUACACUGUUAAAGAUUUUCUCGUCAAAAAACAGUGAAGAACUGGCAGCAGGUUGCCAGCAAGUUACUGUAAAAUUAAUGGUGUCUUGCUGUUGCUGAAAUUAACAGCUAGAUGCUGUUUUUUACAGCUACAGAAUACAACUGUAAUUUAGCAGCAAAUCUACGGUUGUUGAAAUUAACAGCUAUAUUCCCAGCAUGCACUGCGACAUAAAGAAAUUACUUCGAUUUUGUACUAUUUACUGGUUUAUUUUGACGUUGUUUUUGUUGUAGUCUAAGUUACUUGUAUUUUAAUGUUCAGCUUUUACUUUUUUACGUAAAAGUAUGUUUGUUAAUUGUCACCACUGUUGCGUUUUGUAUGCCGAGAGCUGAUUUCUGUGUGUGAUAACAACUCCACUUAUGCUGUAAAUUCAUCAAAAACAUCAAACACUCAAUUUGCUGAUAUCAUUUUGCUGAAAUAUCCUUUACUGUUUUUGCUCGUAUGUUUUUAUGUGUAAUGCAUCACUAUUGCCACAUAAAGUGCAUUUGCAAGGUAGGAUCAGAUAUUCAGUCUGACUUUAGGUUUUGUCUUCCAAGUAGCACAGUGCAACAACUUGUGUUUUACUUCGACACAAAUUGACUGUUUGGAAGAACAUAGUAUAAUAAUAAACUAGGUCCAAGGUGCCAGCUCAAGAGAACACUAAUCACCGUAAUGGUGACUUCAAACAAAACACAACUAUUGAUAACAAAACAACAACACUAAUUAAACUAAGAUUUUUAUUAAGUCUGAAUAAAAACUUUUGUACGUGUUUAUUUUUUUAUUUUCUUUUUCUUUUUUUUUCUUUUUUUUUUUUUUUGUAGCCCCAAUGCAUUGCCAAAGCAUACAUACUUAUUCAAGUGCAAAGGCUUAUGGGUAUUUCACCAUUAUAACCCACAAUGCAGUGCUAUACUGUUAUUUUACUGUGUGCAGGUUGUUGUUGUUGUUGUUUUGUUCUUCACAGUGAGCCUGCUCUUGAUCUUCCAGAAUGCAACAUUUUUAACAGCAAACUACUAUAUUGAAGAAUCACAGUAGAUUGCUGUAGGAAUUUGGUCAUAAAUUUACAACAAUUUUUUACAGUGUAGAAUAAAAUCUUCAGCUCCUUUAGAAGGCUAUGCAGUUCCACAGCUGCUACCCCACAGCUCGUAUUAUUAGUUAUAUGCAGUGUCUGAAAUUAACUUUUCCAUAAAGAGGCCUGGAUUUGAUUUUCAGGGGCAGUUGUUUUUGCAUUUAUGAAGGCACUGUUUCCUAAACAUAUAAAAACUAUACUGUCAUUCUUUUUUUUAGAUACAGUUUAAUCAAUUCAUCAACAUAAGUUAUCAAUCUGAAUGUAUUUCCUACUUUCCAUAAAAUUAAACCACAUAAAUAAAUACAUAUUGAAUUUUGAAUUGCAGGGGCAUUUUCGCUCUGAGCCCCUCUUCAUUUCUGACCCUGAUUAUCUUUUUUUUUUUUUUUUUUUUUUUUUGAAGAAUAGUUGCAUCUAUUCUACUUCCUCCUUAUUCAUUCACUGCAACUGGGAGGGCUAUGUUGCUGAACUCCAAAUCAACAUUGUUGAUGAGUAAAUCUGGACAGUCUCAUGUUAAUAUAUUCAUCUGACUGACAUCAGAAAUCCAGCUAGUUUGCACAGCUAUUUUUGCAGUUUCAAUGGAUGGUCAUUUUGGUCAUUAAGUUCUGAAACUUACAAUAUGUUUACAAAGCACAUGAAACUCUUUUUUUUUUCAUUCAAAAGAUUGAGGAAAAAAAAUUUUUUUAAUAAAAUUAAUUCUGUUAACAAACAUUAUUACAUCACGUACAAAAUGCAUAACAAGAUAAUUAGUUUAUGUACAGAGAGUUAGAAAUGUCAUUAAAAUUGAUUUACUGUAUAUAUAUAUAUAUAUAUAUAUAUAUAUAUAUAUAUAUAUAUAUAUAUAUAUAUAUAUAUUCACAAUUAUAUAUUCAUUGACUAUAAUGGCUGUUCAUGUUAUUGAAUGUUGAAUUCACAGAUUAAUCUUAAGUUACCUGUUGAUGUGUAAGUUUACCAAGUAAAACAGUGUGUUAAAAUACUUUGUAAUAUACUAUAAAGGAAUAUUAUGCUCUUUCUUUUUUACAUUUGGUUCAGUUUGACAUGUUACCUUUCAAAAGCACCAUCAUCACCUUUAUGGCUCAACAGAACUUUACCAGUGGGCCAAGUUUUGUUGUAAUUAAAAUAAUGGCCAAGAAUUUGCUUUCAUUGUUGUGCUAUAUUGUUCCUACUUAUUUAUGCUUUUGUAAAGGAUUUUUUUAUGUAUAUGCUUCUGUAUACUCUGUGUAAUAUAUCUGUAUUCAGGCCUG